AUGGGCAAGAAAGAAGCAGGAAAGGGCGAGUGGUGGCGUGGCGGCGUGGCGCUGCCCCACGGUAGUGACCCCGCGGCAUCGAGGCAACGUGCAAGAAAUGGAUUCUCGAGAACCCGACUGACCCUGCUUCGCGACGACCAAAGCACAGUGAUACCCAGCACAGCUGCAGCAACGCCGUCCAAUGCGCUGGGGUCAAUAUCCGUAGCUGGCAACAGCAACGGCAAUGCCUCUGCCAACGGCAGCUGGGCCACUGCCGGAGAUGUGCCGGAAAUGCUGCUCUUGAAUGAGGACACCAACGCUGACGAUUCGCAUUUGAGCCUUGUCAGCGUCAACAGGUCGCCCAGCGCGCUCGAGCCACCAUGCAGCAUGGCCCAGCGCACGCCUCCCGCCGCACAACCGCCCCCGCACUCCUCAGCCACGACUGAUCGGCCCCCACCCACCCUUCCGGCAACAAGUGCCAGCAAGCUCGGACAAUCAACCCCCUCCUUGCAGUUUCCUCCUCGCGGACUGCCACAGCAUAGCCAAGCCCAAACCAUGCAAAUCUCCUCCUCUGCCGCCUCCUCCGCCUUGGCACCCGUGACCACCCAAGCACCCAGCCGUACUGCCAACAGCGAGACCCUCGAUAGCCUCUCCAGCUGGGGGAACUUUGAUGAAGCCUCCACUGGUCUACUUAAUGACAUGCUUCAACUCGACCAAAUCGACAGCCUCUGGGACCACGUCACCACAGAUCUGGCCUCCCAACCCCCUAAUACCUCAACGGCCACGAGUCGCGUGGCAAACCACCCUGGUUCCACCCAUGCACACGCCUUGAAUCGCCGUCCCCCCACUCGCCAACAGGUCCCACAACCCCAUGCCAAGCGUGCAGCCCGCCGACCCCUCGUCGAUAGCCACGAAGGUGGCAACCACGAUGCCAGCCACGACGACGAUGACGACGCUCGAGCCGAGGACAAUGACGUGGAUGCCGACGACAAUCACGAUGAUACAGACCCCGAUGCGACACUCAACCACUCUGGCCAUCAAUCAGGUGUAUCCAAGGCCUCGACCCCCAACGAUGCAUCCCACACCUCCAGCCAGCAGCGCUUCACAUGCAAGCUCUGCGGCGCAAGCUAUGUGCACCGCCGCAGCCUGACCAAACACCACCGCCUCAAGCACGCGGCCAAGCGUGACAACACCUACACCCAACUUUUAGCCCAUGAUGGCCGACCUGGUGCGCCGACCGACAAGCUGGGCCGGCUGGAUCAAAGCCCUCUGUCACCUCAAUUGGCUUCCCAGGCUUCUUUGUCAGGCAGUCCAGGCUACUAUGGCCCUGUCAAAAGCCCAGGGCUCCAUUUGCCCCACCUGCCCCCACAUUUGCAGGCCAAAUUCUUGGGCAUGGACUCGGCCACCAGGCUCCAGCAACUCAUUAGUGCACCCACCACCAGCACCCCAGCCGCCUUGGAUGCUGGUACCGCUCCUGUGCUGGGCCACCCACACCUGGCCCGCCACGGCAUGGAAACUGGUCCAGGCCUACAUCAAUCUUUCCCCGGAGGUCUCGUCGAUGGCGGGCGCGUGCUGAAUAAUCCUGCGCAAACCAUGGCCAGCAACAACGGCCCGCCUUUGCAACCCAGCCAGAACCUUGCAGGAUUGAUGGCCAGCGCUGCCAGCUCCCUGCCCAGCAACGCCAAUAGCCCCAACCCUAGUCUGCUACGCCCAUCCUUGUCGAACCCUGUCCCACCAAACAUGCAGCAAAUGCAGGCAUCGCGCCUCCUCUCCCUUCAACAACAGCAGCAACAACAACAACAACAACAACACCGACAUCAGCAACAGCAGCACCAUCAGCACCAUCAGCACCACCAACAACUGCAGCAACUGCAGUUUCAGCAGCAACUGCAACUUCAACAGCAACAACACCGUUCAAUCCCUACCACCAUGGGUGUGACCCUGCCCGCGGCCACGGCAGACCCUGCAGCACUGGAUAGAUCAACCACGAUUACCCUCUCUCAAACAGAUAUGAACCAUGUGAUGCAAGGUAUGGCUGCAGGCAACAGCACCGCGCAGGGCAUUUACUCGGCCAUUCUCUUGCGCCGCAUGCAUCAGCAAGCAGUGCAUACCAUGGUCCGUCGUGUUGCUGAAGAUCUGCUGUCCGUGCACCGCUGUCCGGAUCAAAUGGGUCCAGACCAACUGGCUCGCAGCAUUCGAGCAUAUCACGUGUUGCAGGCAUACCACAACAGCGGUACCAGUGCUCCCUGA
Molecule: messenger RNA, 2229 nt
Organism: Monosiga brevicollis MX1
Lineage: Eukaryota; Choanoflagellata; Craspedida; Salpingoecidae
Exons: 3
Coding region: 1-2229 (742 amino acids)
Source: RefSeq, a predicted model, not a curated record